Messenger RNA from Bipolaris victoriae FI3, 1107 nucleotides. RefSeq lists its product as hypothetical. The transcript is spliced from 3 exons. NCBI's taxonomy places the organism in Eukaryota, Fungi, Ascomycota, Dothideomycetes, Pleosporales, Pleosporaceae. The coding region runs from base 1 to 1107 and encodes 368 amino acids. The record is from RefSeq and is a predicted model, not a curated record.
AUGCCUCUUCACCUACUGGGCAAGAAGUCAUGGAACGUCUACAACGCCGACAAUGUAGCGCGCGUCAAGGCCGACGAGGCUGCAGCUGCCGCCCGCGAAGCUGCUCAUGAGCAGCGCAUGCAAGAGCUCGAUGCCCAGCGACGCGCUGCCAUUCUACGCGGUGAAACACCUCCACCACUUCCCGAGGAAGCCUCACCCAAGCACUCAGAUGCGCGGGCUUCGAAGAACAGAGACGAGCGUGGAUAUGGCCCAAAGAGGAGGAAGCUUGCUGGUGAGGAUGACACCGACAUGGAUAUCCGCUUGGCCAAGUCCAUCACAGCUCCGCACGACGAUGACAAGCUCGAUGCUAAGGUCUUGAAACUACGAAGCACGGCGAGCGAUGCUCCUCUGCACGACCAUGCCGGCCACAUCGACUUGUUCCCCGUCGACAUGAAGGACGCUCUCAAGCGCGAAAAGAACGCCGAAGUAGAAAAGGAGAAGCGCAAAAAGGAAAGGGCAUUGGAAGACCAAUACACCAUGCGCUUCUCGAAUGCUGCUGGAAGAGGAGGAAUAGAGCAGCCCUGGUACGCGGCUCAGCAGAAACUGUUGCAGGAUGAUGGGAAAGACCCAGACAGCGCACGCGAUGUAGCAGCAUUCGAAGGUUUCGUAAACAAGGAUGUCUGGGGCAACGAAGAUCCGCGGCGCAAGGAGAGGGAGCAAGCACGUAUAUCAUCCAACGACCCUUUUGCUUUCAUGCAACAAGCCCAAGCCCAGCUAAAGAAGGCCAGACGCGACAAAAAGCUAUGGGCCGAGGAGCGCGAUAGAGAGUUGCGCGAGCUGCGAAUGACACAAGAGCAGGAAGAGAGUAGGAGCAGACAUCACAAGCGGAAAAGAAAAGACGACAAUGAUGACAAAACCCGUGAUCGCGACUCUGCUUCUUCACGACACAAGUACCACCACAGAAGUCGGAGCCGUAGCCGGGACCGACACCAUCAUAAAUCUUCACAUCGCAGUGAGAGGCGACGGAGUCGUAGCAGAAGUGAAGACCGAGACCGGGAUCGGGAUCGGGAUCGGCACAAACAUCGCAAUCGCCCACGCGAAGGCCGUGAAAAGUCUAGGACAAAGUAA